This is a messenger RNA of Eurytemora carolleeae, 945 nucleotides long. RefSeq names its product BTB/POZ domain-containing protein 10 (gene mri). The record is from RefSeq and is a predicted model, not a curated record. Gene Ontology annotation, biological process: positive regulation of phosphorylation. Gene Ontology annotation, molecular function: protein binding. The transcript is spliced from 14 exons. Bases 34 to 945 code for a protein of 303 amino acids. Lineage: Eukaryota; Metazoa; Arthropoda; Copepoda; Calanoida; Temoridae. Gene Ontology annotation, cellular component: cytoplasm.
AGACUUUUAAAUUAACACAUUUCAGAAGUAAUUAUGCUGAAAAUGCAUGGGGGUGAUGACACUUCCAGUGAUACUGAGGACUAUGGGGAAGAUAUUAGGAUGCGGUCACGGUAUCGACGGCGCCCGUUUCCUACUUCACCCAAACCAUUCGGCGGCGCCAGACCAAAGGAACAUUUUGAAGAUCACAUUCAGUCGAGAACCAUCAGAACGCAUUCUCUGGAUACUAGACACCCAACAGCUACAGACAAUAAGAUAACUCUGGUAGUGGAAGAUACAAGAUUUGUUGUUAAUCCUUCAUUGUUUAUCGCUCAGCCGGAUACCAUGCUAGGCCGAAUGUUCUCUGGUUUGGACUAUAUUCAGCCAAACAAUAGAGGCGAAUAUGAAAUAGCGGAAGGUACGACUGCAUCAACGUUUAGUGCUAUACUGGAUUAUUAUCAGACGGGUCUGAUAAAUUGUCCUCCUCACUGUAGUAUAGCUGAACUGCGAGAAGCCUGCGACUAUUUUCUUCUCCCUUUCAGUGCAACUACAGUAAAAUGUCAGAAUCUACGAGGUCUACUCCAUGAACUGAGUAAUGAGGGUGCUAGGGAACAGUUUGAUCAGUUCCUUGAGGAUCUUAUUCUACCAGAGAUGGUUGAGUGUGCAACCAGAGGGGAUAGAGAGUGUCACAUCGUCAUUCUCUUAGAGGAGGAUGCUAUAGAUUGGGAUGAAGAUUUUCCACCUCAGAUGGGGGAGGAGUAUAGUCAAACCAUCAAAAGUACAUCCAUGUACAGGUUUUUCAAAUAUGUUGAGAACAGAGAACAGGCCAAAUCUGUGCUAAGAGAACGUGGAUUGAAAAAGGUUAAACUUGGAAUAGAAGGUUACCCAACACACAAGGAGAAGGUUAAGAAACGGCCAGGAGGACGGGCUGAGGUAUUCAUUUAUAUUUAUCUAAUUAUAUGUAAUUAA